UCUCUCCUCUGUCUAUAAAUAGAGACCCCAAAUCCCAAAUCUCUUCUCCCCAAGAUACACCUCUCCAUUCCUCAUUCCAUCAUCAUCAUCAUCGUCAUCAAAAUCAUCUCCAAAAUAAUUUCCUCAUCUUUAAGAUCAACUCUCUUAGAAUCCAUCAUUAAUUGUUGCUCUGUUCUCUUUAAGCUCUUCCAGUCGUUGUUGAGUUUCUUCCCAUUGCAUGCCCCAGCUUCAAUGGCUUGUCUCAGUAUCUCUUGUUUUGAUGAUCAGAGUACUAAGAAGAAGGUGAUGACAUCGGAGAAGGAAGUUUGUACGCUCGAUGGAGCGGUCGAUCGACACGGUCGACCUGCUAUUCGGGACAAAACUGGAACUUGGGUUUCUGGAAUCUUGAUACUUGUGAACCAAGGGUUGGCUACAUUGGCAUUCUUUGGAGUUGGAGUAAAUUUGGUACUAUUUCUCACAAGAGUGUUGGGACAAGACAAUGCCGAAGCAGCCAACAACGUUAGCAAGUGGACAGGAACUGUUUACAUCUUCUCUCUUCUUGGAGCUUUCCUUAGUGAUUCCUACUGGGGAAGGUUCAAGACUUGUGCCAUUUUUCAAGCCAUUUUCGUCAUUGGUCUUGCAUCAUUAUCAAUAACAUCCUACGUAUUUCUGGUGAGACCUAAAGGAUGUGGUGAUGAACAUACACCAUGCAAUUCUCAUUCUUCCCUCCACAUUGCUCUGUUCUACCUCUCAGUUUACUUGGUUGCUCUUGGCAAUGGAGGUUACCAACCCAACAUUGCUACAUUUGGGGCAGAUCAGUUUGAUGAAGAAGACCCUAAAGAAGGCCACUCUAAGAUUGCUUUCUUCAGCUAUUUCUACUUGGCUUUGAACCUUGGUUCCCUAUUCUCCAACACAAUUUUGGGUUAUUUUGAAGAUGAAGGAAUGUGGGUUAUUGGGUUUUGGGCUUCUACAGCUUCUGCUGCCAUGGCUCUGCUCUUGUUCCUCUGUGGAAUCCCUAGAUACAGACAUUUCACUCCUAAAGGGAAUCCCCUCUCUAGGGUUUCUCAAGUGGUGAUUGCAGCUACUAGGAAAUGGAAGGUUCAGAUGAUGCCUAAUUCAGAGGGAUUGUUUGAUGAUGAUGAUAAGGAAUUGGCUAGCAAUGGAGCUAGGAGAAUUCUUCAUACCAAUGGGUUCAGAUUUUUGGAUAAAGCAGCAGUAAUUACCUCGUCGGAGUGUGACAAAUUAGACGACGGAGCUCGGAAUCCAUGGCGUUUGUGCACGGUUACUCAAGUCGAAGAAGUCAAAUGCAUUCUCAGACUCCUCCCGAUUUGGCUUUGCACGAUUCUCUACUCCGUCGUCUUCACUCAAAUGGCUUCUUUGUUCGUCGAGCAAGGCGCCGCCAUGAGAACCAACAUUUCUACAUUCCACAUUCCUCCCGCAAGCAUGUCGAGCUUCGACAUUCUCAGUGUCGCAGCGUUCAUCUUCAUUUACCGUAGAGUAAUCGACCCAGUCUUUGCUCGAUUAACUAAAUCAAGCCUCACAGAGCUUCAAAGAAUGGGGAUCGGCCUCGUAAUUGCAAUCUGCGCCAUGGUAUCCGCCGGAACUGUAGAGAUUUUCCGACUAAAACACGCCAACAAAGACUGCCUACAUUGUGACGAUUCGAGCUCCUUAAGCAUUUUCUGGCAGAUUCCGCAAUAUGUAUUGAUCGGAGCAUCAGAAGUUUUCAUGUACGUCGGCCAACUGGAAUUUUUCAACAGUCAGGCACCUGACGGACUCAAAAGCUUCGGUAGCGCCCUAUGUAUGACCUCAAUUUCCUUCGGUAACUACGUCAGCAGCUUGCUGGUGACGAUUGUGAUGAAGAUAUCGGCGACCGAUAACAUGCCGGGAUGGAUCCCCGGAAACCUAAACAAAGGUCAUUUAGACCGAUUUUACUUCCUCUUGGCCGCCCUCACGGCAGCGGAUCUCGCCGUCUACAUCCUUUGCGCCAAAUGGUACAAAUACAUCAAGUUCGAGAGUCGUGAGGCCGACGCCACCACCGCCGUCUAGGGUUUGCUCUGCUCCGGUAGAAGAAUGUAGUUGCCAGUGUGUAUCCAUUCCAUGCCGUUUGAUCCAAUUUCAAUGGUCUAUGAUCGUAUUUUUAGAUUGGAAGAAAAAAUAAAUAAAUAAGUAAAUGGUUUCGAGGUGGCUCGAUUAAGAUCGUUGAAAUUGGACCGGUCAAUCGCGGCCGUAGAUAUGAAGGAAAAGAAGACCCACCCGGUCGAAGGAUAAUCGGCCGGUUGAUGCAAUGAAACUUGAGAGAUGAUUCCGGUUGCUUCUCCAGUUGAGCGGUGUAAUGAGAGAUUUUACUUGACAAAGGUGGGUGUGUUGAGUACAAACUUUUAUUCAUGUCCUUUUUAUUUAAUUCAAUGUUUCAUUGUAUUAUUUUUCAUUCUAUGUAUUUAAUUAAAUUGGCCCAUUUUUAUUUUUAA
Messenger RNA from Cucumis melo (muskmelon), 2447 nucleotides. RefSeq names its product protein NRT1/ PTR FAMILY 7.3-like. Gene Ontology annotation, molecular function: transmembrane transporter activity. The record is from RefSeq and is a predicted model, not a curated record. NCBI's taxonomy places the organism in Eukaryota, Viridiplantae, Streptophyta, Magnoliopsida, Cucurbitales, Cucurbitaceae. Gene Ontology annotation, biological process: transmembrane transport. Gene Ontology annotation, cellular component: membrane. Bases 232 to 2025 code for a protein of 597 amino acids. The transcript has 5 exons.